AUGAGUAAUGUUCGUUGACUCCUAGGAGCAUAUGAUAGUCUUCGGACAGCUCUUCCUUGAAACUUUGUUUCGUUUCAUGUUGUCUGUAGUGUUCAUAACUUCAUUCUCCUUUGUUCAACACUUUAAUUUCAGAUUCUUUUUUCCAAUAUUUCAUUAGACCCUUACCUUUCAAUCUCUUCCAUGGCUGAUUCUUCAUUUGAAAUUGAGUUCUCUUCAUCGUUAAACUACCACACGCCGGCUUCACGCUAUGCCUCGAGUACUACUUUCACGCCACGCACCUUUGCUCGAGUGCCCCACACCACUCCGCGGAGGCUCAGCCAUCGUCCUCCUUCCACACCUUUCGCCACCGACGAUGAUAUGUCAUGGCAAAGUGAAGUUUCAUGGCAGUUUGAGCCUUCCGGUUGGCGCGAAAGCCGCGAUUUGGGUGCUGCCCUUAGUCCUUGGGCGGCAUCCACUGUGUCAUCAUCGAAUAGUCAGGCAUUAGGCCGACGCUUGGCUAGUGAACAUUAUCUUUCUCGCACUUCUGGUGGGCUUCGAAACUUUGCGAAUUCGAGCUACGAGUUUUCAGGUUACGGAGCUGUGCCUUCAGCGAGGCUUGAGCUUCAAAGCUAUGUCGCUAGAGACGAUGACAGUUCGUCGCAUCUCCGUUUCCAAGAUCAUAGUCGGUCUAAUCACGAUAUUUCGAGGCUGGCUACUAUCAGAGAAAGCGGCAGUAAGAACAGUCGGAGUCCUUUGACCGAUGUUGAUGAGCUUAGCUCUAUAGAUUAUGACACUCGACAAGAUGAGAGACGAUUAGACCUGUCACGGACCAAUCGUAAUGUUCAUGCUGGCACCGGUUCCUAUUGUUCAUCGGUUUCACAGGCAUAUAUGGAUGCUGAUCGGGAUGAGGAUUCGCUAGGGGGGCAUCAUCAGCAUGGUAGGAGCCAUCACAUGAGACACAGGGUGGAUAAUGAAAUUGAUCUAGUAAUGCAGCACGAGCUUGCUGGUCACGAUGCUCGGAAAUCAACUUGCCAUCAUUCUCAUGGUAAUCAUCAAUAUGAUGAUCUUAGCUUUUCAAAGGAUUUUUGUGAAGAUAGUAUUACAGGGCACGAUCACGAUGACGAGGAGGAAGAGGAUGUAGAACCACAUAGGCCAGUUGGUUUGUUGAGUUUGUUCAGGUAUUCAACAAAUUGGGAUAUAGUACUUGUGAUUUUGGGUUGUGUAGGAGCCUUAAUCAAUGGGGGUUCACUUCCUUGGUAUUCUUUUCUGUUUGGUAAGUUUGUCAAUAAGAUUGCAAAGGAAUCAAAAGGUGACAAAACACAGAUGAUGAAGGAUGUUCAGAUGAUAUGCCAAUUUAUGUCUCUCUUGGCAGCAAUAGUGGUGAUUGGAGCAUACUUAGAAAUCUCCUGCUGGAGGCUGGUCGGGGAACGUUCGGCUCAACGGAUUAGAACAAAGUAUUUGAGAGCAAUUUUGAGACAGGACAUCAGUUUUUUCGACACACAAGUUCACACCGGUGACAUUAUGCAUGGUAUUUCAAGUGAUGUUGCUCAAAUCCAGGAAGUUAUGGGAGAGAAGAUGGCACAUUUCAUUCACCAUGUAUUCACCUUCGUAUGCGGUUACGCAGUCGGGUUUAUUGCAGCGUGGAAAGUGGCACUGGUAGUUUUUUCUGUUACCCCACUAAUGAUGUCUUGUGGCAUUGCUUACAAGGCAAUUUACGGCGGUCUCACCGCAAAGGAAGAGGUUUCUUACAGGAAAGCUGGUACCAUUGCAGAGCAAGCAAUUGGUUCGAUUAGAACUGUAUUUUCUUUUGUUGCCGAGGAAAAUUUGGCAGCAAGAUAUGGUGAAUUAUUGUCAAAAUCGGUGCCUCUUGGUGCGAAGAUCGGGUUUGCCAAGGGUGCCGGAAUCGGGGUUAUUUAUUUAGUUACAUAUUCAACAUGGGCAUUGGCCUUUUGGUAUGGUUCGAUCUUGGUUGCUCGGAACGAGAUCACCGGUGGUGAAGCCAUUGCUUGCUUCUUUGGUGUCAAUGUUGGGGGAAGGGGCUUGGCAUUAUCACUGACAUAUUUUGCUCAAUUCACUCAAGGCACCAUAGCAGCGGCUCGAGUGUUUGAUAUUAUAGACAGGGUUCCAGAGAUAGACCCUUAUAAUCCUGAAGGAAGGAUGUUGUCAAGUGUUCGAGGAAAGAUCGAGUUUAAAGGUGUAACUUUUGCUUAUCCAUCUCGUCCUGAUACUACAAUUCUCCGUUCUCUCGAUUUGGUUAUCCGAUCGGCGAAGACGCUUGCGUUGGUUGGAGCAAGUGGAGGUGGCAAGUCUACCAUCUUUGCUCUCAUCGAGAGGUUCUACGAUCCCAUAAAAGGAACAAUAACCUUGGAUGGCUAUGAUUUGAGGACACUACAAGUGAAGUGGCUAAGAAGGCAAAUCGGCAUGGUCGGACAAGAGCCGAUUCUUUUUGCCACGACGAUAUUGGAAAAUGUGAUGAUGGGCAAGGAAAAUGCCACCAAGAAAGAAGCUGUUGCAGCUUGUGUUGCUGCCAAUGCUCAUGGUUUCAUCUAUGAUCUUCCACUAGGAUACGAUACUCAGGUGGGAGAGAAGGGAACUCAGUUAUCAGGUGGUCAAAAGCAGAGAAUCGCUAUAGCUCGUGCGUUGAUUAAAGAUCCGAGAAUCCUUCUCUUAGAUGAGCCUACCAGUGCCCUGGAUGCUGAAGGCGAGGCAGUUGUCCAACAAGCAAUUGACAAGAUUUCUAAGGGAAGAACAACAGUGGUCAUUGCUCACAGGCUGGCAACGGUAAGAAAUGCCGACACAAUUGUUGUUCUCGAUAAUGGAUCGGUUGCCGAGGCUGGUAGCCAUCACCAGCUAAUGCAAAGAGAAGGAGCCUAUUAUAAACUUAUCAAGCUUGCUUCUGAAGCAAUAUCAAACCCUGAACCAAAUGAGACACAUGCUCAAAAGGGAAUUGAGUUUUCUAAGUAUGAGAAAUCAGCCUAUGAAACAUUGAGAUCGCCGUCUGCGUAUGAUAUUUCACGGUCGAAGUACUUGAAGUCAAUCCAAGUAGUUAACCAAGUAGAGGAGGAAAUGCAACAAAAGCAAAAGCCUAGAGAAUAUCGAAUUUCGAAGAUAUGGUCUCUACAAAGACCAGAGCUCGUCACGCUUUUACUCGGUUUUCUUUUCGGUAUCCAUGCAGGUGCUAUUCUCUCCAUUUUCCCCUUGUUUUUAGGCAUAGCUCUUCAAGCUUACUUUGAUGACACUCCAAAAGAGUUGAAGAAAGAAGUUAACAAGCUCGCCUUAGCACUCGUCUGCCUAGGCUUCGGUUCUAUAAUUACCUUGACUGGACAACAAGGUUUCUGUGGUUGGGCUGGAACAAAGUUGACACAAAGGGUGAGAGACCUCUUAUUUCAUUCGAUACUUAAACAAGAACCUGGCUGGUUCGAUUUCGAGGACAAUUCCACUGGAAUCCUUGUUUCAAGACUCUCAAUUGAUUGUCUCAGUUUUCGAUCGGUCCUUGGGGAUCAGUACUCAGUCUUGUUGAUGGGUGUGAGUGCAGCUGCAGUGGGGCUUGGUGUCUCGUUUUACCUCGAAUGGAGAUUAGCUCUCGUGGCUGCUGCCGUUACACCUUUUACUCUUGGUGCAAGCUACUUGAAUUUGAUCAUAAACAUUGGACCAAGGUUAGAUAACAAAGCAUAUGACAAAGCUAGCAACAUCGCUUCCGGUGCAAUUUCGAAUAUAAGGACAGUGGCAACAUUUUCUUCACAAGAAGAGAUAGUUAAGUCCUUUGAUAGAGCUUUAUCCGAGCCUAGGAAACAAUCAGUGAAAAGGUCACAAAUUCUAGGCCUCACACUCGGUUUCUCUCAAGGUGCAAUGUAUUGUGCAUACACUUUGACACUUUGGUAUGGUGCCUACCUUAUGAAACAAGGCCAUACGGGUUUCGGUGAUGUAUAUAAAAUCUUUCUCAUUCUCGUGUUAAGCUCGUUUUCAGUCGGACAACUAGCAGGCCUUGCACCAGACACCACCAGGGCCGCGACAGCAAUACCUUCCGUGUUCGAUAUCCUCGAUCGGAGGCCACUGAUUGGUAACUUCCGAGAUAAAGUUAGAAAAAUCGAACUGUCGAAGCCACUGGAUAUUGAAUUGAAAAAGGUGACAUUCGCUUAUCCAUCUAGGCCUCAAGUGAUUGUGUUGAGGGACUUCUGUUUAAAGGUCAAGGGUGGUAGCACAGUGGCAGUGGUAGGCGGAAGCGGGUCGGGGAAAUCGACGGUGAUAUGGUUGGUACAAAGGUUUUAUGAUCCAAUCGAAGGGAAAGUAAUGAUGGGAGGCAUAGAUUUGAAGGAGCUCAACUUGAAAUGGUUGAGAAAACAAAUAGCCAUGGUGGGUCAAGAGCCUGCUUUGUUUGCUGGAAGUAUAAGGGAAAACAUCGCAUUCGGGAACCUGAAUGCCUCGUGGAGCGAGAUUGAAGCGGCUGCAAAGGAAGCUUACAUCCACAAGUUCAUUAGUAGUCUCCCUGAAGGCUAUGAAACUCAGGUCGGGGAGAGCGGGGUGCAGUUAUCGGGUGGUCAAAAACAAAGGAUAGCAAUAGCAAGGGCCAUACUGAAGAAAUCAAGGGUGUUGCUUCUAGAUGAAGCAAGCAGUGCCCUGGACUUGGAAUCAGAGAAACAUAUCCAGGAUGCACUUAGAAGGGUUUCGCAGAGUGCCACCACGAUCAUAGUCGCACACCGGCUUUCCACGAUCCGGGAAGCCAAUAUGAUUGCUGUUGUCAAAGAUGGCGCCGUUGUCGAACAUGGCAGCCAUGAGAAGCUUUUAGCUUCACAUGCCGACAGUGUUUAUGCUAGUUUGGUUCGAGCCGAAAGAGAAGCCAAUGCCUUUGCUUGAGACGGGACUUUUCUUUGCUUCUUUUACAAGUUCUUGGUUUCUGUUAUUGAUUUGAAUUUUAAUUAUAUUUCAGUAACUUAAUUUGAAAGAAUCUAUCAUUUGU
Hibiscus syriacus is the source of this 4936-nucleotide messenger RNA. RefSeq names its product ABC transporter B family member 19-like. Gene Ontology annotation, biological process: transmembrane transport. Bases 181 to 4833 code for a protein of 1550 amino acids. Gene Ontology annotation, molecular function: ABC-type transporter activity; ATP hydrolysis activity; ATP binding. Lineage: Eukaryota; Viridiplantae; Streptophyta; Magnoliopsida; Malvales; Malvaceae. The transcript has 10 exons. Gene Ontology annotation, cellular component: membrane. The record is from RefSeq and is a predicted model, not a curated record.